Molecule: messenger RNA, 708 nt
Organism: Fomitiporia mediterranea MF3/22
Lineage: Eukaryota; Fungi; Basidiomycota; Agaricomycetes; Hymenochaetales; Hymenochaetaceae
Product: C2-domain-containing protein
Exons: 5
Coding region: 1-708 (235 amino acids)
Source: RefSeq, a predicted model, not a curated record
AUGGCUCCUACCUCCGCAGCUACCCACUUGGACUUGACAGUUAUCCGUGCAUCUGAAAUAAAAUGGCAUUCAACCUUUCGCAGCGAACUACCAAACUUAUACAUUCAGGUGGUGUUCGGCAAGAUACACAGACGAACAAGGACUGUCAAGAGGAGUCUAUCACCUGAAUGGCAUGAGCAUAUGUCUUUUGAACUACGAUCCAUGGACCAGAGUGCGAGCCUCUCAAUUCAGAUUAAACAUGAUUCAUCGCGUUGGAGAGAUAAAUAUUUGGGCAAGGUCGAAGUAGCAGCAAAUGAGUUGUUAAACAGUUCAGCAACGUCGGAGACUGCUGCGAUUCUCCAUUUACGUUUGGAGGCUGUGGACACAACGACAAGCGUUGGUCGCAGCAUCGAGGCUACAAAACAAGCAAUCCAGACCAGCAGUAUCUUGGGAUCGGCAGCGGCUUCAGAUUCGAUCGUUAUUGCAACGGUCAAAGGUGGUGAAGAUCAUGUUGCUGCAUACAAUGAUCUGUACCAGUCCGUUGGAAAACUUGUCUCGAAGCUGGACAUCUUUGUUGGUGUUAUUGACAAACUAUCUGAGGCUCAAGCUGGACGUGGAUGGAAAAGUCAAGGAGUUCGCACGGUCCUUGCGCCUACUCAAGCACUCGAUUGGUUCUGGUACUAUGAUUCACACAGCUUUUGUAUCAUCGAGGAUAUCUUCCAAAGUUGA